Messenger RNA from Mollisia scopiformis, 934 nucleotides. RefSeq lists its product as uncharacterized. Lineage: Eukaryota; Fungi; Ascomycota; Leotiomycetes; Helotiales; Mollisiaceae. Bases 306 to 866 code for a protein of 186 amino acids. The transcript has a single exon. The record is from RefSeq and is a predicted model, not a curated record.
AAUGGACACAAUUAAUUCACGUACAAGCCAUGCACAAAGGAAAGGAAAUUGGUAGGGCAGAUGGUCGCUAUAUCGAUCGAGACCAGAUCAGGGAAUACUUCUACGAUGCUAUGGACGAACCUUCGCAAGAUACAUUAGACCUAGCGACCGAACUGUUCGAUACCAGAGGCCGACUGAAGUCAGAGCUUAGAGCUGGCGAAGGAUCUGGGAUAUGGGGAAAUGAGAUGAAUACAGGCGGCCUCCUAUUGUUGCAGACUAUCCAUGUCGAGAAAGCAUGGUGAGGAAAAGGAAUCGGAAGAGACUUAAUGGAAGCGUUUAUGAAGAAGGGUCAGAACUGGAAAGAAGACGUACAAUUCAUGUUUGCCAAGCCCGGUCAACUGAACCCCAGAGCGGCUGAAGAGGAACAGGAUGGAAUGUCACCCAAGCAAGUUAUAGCUUCUAUUGCAGGAGACCGCAAGAAAGCUAUUGACUUCUGGCGUGCCCUUGGAUUUCGUCGAAUUGCCAAUUCUGAGUGGUUUGCGACUGCCUUCGAUGCCUUGCACGUCGUGCAUCAGCUUGCUGCUGAGGAUGACUUUGAUCCUCGAGAAGGUGUACAGCUUGACGUCGACGAUGACCAAAAGGCUUUGGGCGCCCUACCAUCGAUCGAAGAGACUCCAGUGACUCCGCCCACAAGUCUUCGAGAAAUCAAUCUCACCCUUAAGGAUCUUGGCGACCACGAACCUCUGAGCGCUCUUAGCGACGAGGAAUCUGACGAUGAUGGUGAUGAUGAUGACUUUGACGAGGAUGACCCUUUCCCUUGGGAUCCAAACAGGGUUACUAGUGAAGCCAAAGCAUACUUCCAAAGUCGAGGUAUUUUCGAUCAUUAGGCUUGUUUUUUUCUUCAAAAGUUUAAUGAUUUAUAAGGAUAGCAAAUUGAAAUAUUAGUCUGCGCACC